Mercenaria mercenaria is the source of this 30450-nucleotide messenger RNA. RefSeq lists its product as uncharacterized. Lineage: Eukaryota; Metazoa; Mollusca; Bivalvia; Venerida; Veneridae. Gene Ontology annotation, molecular function: molecular adaptor activity; DNA binding. The transcript is spliced from 71 exons. Gene Ontology annotation, biological process: signal transduction. The record is from RefSeq and is a predicted model, not a curated record. The coding region runs from base 88 to 29295 and encodes 9735 amino acids.
AGAAUGAAUGCGCCACCUUGCGGAAACGUCAUCGUCAAUGAAAUGAAUUCCAAAACAGAAAGUUGACAAAACUUGAAAUAAAUCAAUAUGGAAGGUGAAAAGAGAGACCAAAAACUUAAAGCAGGGAAAGAAAAAUUGGCACAGUUUCAGCGGAAGAAAAGAAAGAAAAAACCACGUAUAGACGAGACAGGAAGUUCCCCACCUAUAGCUGAAGCGACAAUAUCCCCAUCUGCUAAUGCUGAAUCAGAUCCAGCAUUCUUGCUUGAUAGUGAUACAUUGACCAUCAGUAGCUGCAGUGAGGAUGAUACAGACUCUGCUCAGGAGUGGUCCAGCAGAGCACAGCUACAGUUGAAAUCCAAGUUACAGGCGAAAUCUCAGAGAGUGGAAGAGCUAGAAGAAUCUCUUGUUGGCAAGCAGCUGGCACUGGAUAAAGUCAUACAGGAAAAUGAGAAACUGAAAACCUUGAUGAAACAUGUAGACCAUACUGACGUGUCAGAUGCAAACCACAAUCCUGUUGAAAAUAUGGCUGAAAGUCAAAACCAGUCCUGCUAUGCAAAUGGUACAGUUGAGAACCAGCAAGUUGAAGAUGGUUCCCACACAGGUACAGAAAAUGGAACUGGUUCCCAGGAAUUCAGUAUUUCAGAUGUUCAAGAACUCCUACACCAUGUACAGUGGCUUCAGUUACAGCUGAAACAGGCAAACAAUACCUUACAGACUCAAAAUAGGAAACAAAAAGAAACUGCCGAUGCUCUGCUUCAUGCCAAAGAGGAGAUUGUUUUACUCCAAGACAGUAUUACACACAAAGAUAAACUGCUGAAUGAACUAGUAGAGAAAAUGACCAUUAUCUCUAAAGAGUAUGGAUCAUUGAAGCAAAACUAUGCUCAGUUAUCUGAUAGCAGGAAGGAAAGCUUGAAUGAAGAAAUUGAAAAAGAAAGAAACCUUAGGUGUGAAGUUGAAACUGCAUUGAAAAAUGAGGUUCAGAUGACUAAGUCAGAGAAUGAGCAUAAAAUCCAAGAAUUAUUAGAAAGAGAGGAAGAAAGAUUAGGUAAGGUCACUGAAGAGUAUGACAUAAAAAUCAAGGAUCUGGAAUCCCAACUAGAAGAGUUUCAGACUAGAAAUGAAGAAAACAAGUUGAAUUCAGAGAAAAUUAUGAAUGAAAAUGCUGGUUUGCAGUCUUAUUGUGAUACAUUGACAAAAGGUUUAGAAUUUAUGAAGGAAGAGCAUGAAAAAGCUAUGACUGAAUUGAAUGAAUUGUCAGUUGGAUUUAAGGUUUUGAAAUCUGAGUACGACAUUCUUGUUGAAGAAAAAGGACAGUGUGAACUACAAGCUGAAUCGUUGAAAGCUGAACUUGACACUAUCAAAGCAGAAAGAGAACAAGUGCUUGACCAGAUUAGUUGCUUAAAAAAUGUGAAUGAAAGUCUUGAAAAAGAUAUAAAAGAUACAUGUGAAAAAUUUGAAAGAAUUAAGCAUGAGCAUCACAAAUUAUUGACAGAUAAUACUGUCUUGGCAGAUGAAAUAGUAAAACUAAAAGAAGACAAUGCAAUGUACCAAAGUCAGAUUGCUGAGUAUGAAGGUAAAUUAAGUGAAAGUGAAGAAAUAUUUGAUGAAAACCACUCACUUCAUGGGCAGAAUGAUGAACUAAAUAACAAAAUAAACAACCAGAAGGAUGUGAUAGCCUCGAUAAAAAAUGAACUUGAAGUACUGACCAUGGAAAAUUCACAGUAUGUUAGUCAAAUGAAAGAUUUGUCAACUGGCUUGCAGCAGACGAAGAAGGAAAAUGGUGAUUUAAAAGCAGAAAAUGAACAAUUACAAAGUGAGGUUACAAACUUGAAGGAUAUGUUAUCAUUAUUAGAGGAGGAAAGUUUGCAAUAUAAGGACAAUCAGUUAGUAUUGAAUGAGGAAAUCCAAAAUUUAAAGCAGUGCCUAGCAAAGUCUAGCACUGAGUCUUCAGCUAAAGUGCCUUUAUUACUUGCUAGUAAACAGAACAAGAUACAGUCCUUUGAAACUGACAAAAGUGAGAUAAAGUCAGAUUAUGAAGAACAUAUUAUGGUAAAUGAAGAACUGAUAGUAGCUCAGGAAGUCUUAUCUCAAAGUGAGGCAAUACCACAGGUGUUCAUUAGACAUAGAGUAGAUGAAGGCGAUAAAACCUUCAAACAUGAUGAUGCUGAUGAAAAUUCAGACUCUAACAGAAAAUUAGUCUCGGAAGAGAGUUCAGUAUCAGAUUUUGCUAAAAUUUCCGAAAGUGAUAACAAGGUCACAGAACUUGAAGAAGAGAUAAAACGACUGAACACUGUGAUAAUUGAAAUCCAGGCUUCGACAGUUUCAAAAGAAGAUGUAACUAGUUCUAAGAAACUACUGCAAAAUGAUCUUUCAAAUGAGACUGGAAAUAAGUUAGAUACAAUGUCUGCUGUUAGUAAUAGUAAUGAUACCGCAUAUGAAUCCUUGCAUUAUGAACACACACAUUUAAACCAAGUAGAAACAGAAUAUGCAGAUUCUGAAGUGGAUGUUUUAGCAGAAAGACUACUAAAUAUGCAACAGGAAUUUAAAUUGGUGACUCAGGCAUUACAUCAUAAAACCAAAGAAUGUGAAGACCUUCAUCAUGAAUUACAAAGAGUGACACAAAAGCAAUUGCCAGCUAUACCAACACCAACUGAUGUUUGUGGAGACAUUUUAAUUGAUAAUGGUGAAAAACAGAAAGUCAGUGAACUGCCCAAGGUAAGUGAGACAAGUUCAGUUACCAGUUUGGAAAAGGAGGUUAACAUGCAUGCUUCUUCCUCUUUAUGUUCUGUUCAGAAUGAUGGUGUCGUUACUUUGGGUACCCUAGAUAGUUUACCUGGGAUUAUGUGUAAAGGUGAUAGUGAUAUCUAUGUUGAUCAAGAUACAUUUCAGAAUGUGACUGAAGAUGCAGUUGAUGAAACAAGACAUUUGGAUGUUCCACAGAAAGAGCUAAAUAAAAUGGACAGUAAAGAAUAUGAACCUGAAUAUGGUGUUCCUGAAAGUUUGUCAAAAGAAUUGACUGAAAUUAAAGAACAAAUACAAAUUCAAGAAAUGGAGACCAUUAAAUGGAAGGAUGCAUAUGACCAGAUGCUUAACAAAAGUACAGAUUUGAUUAAGUCUGUUGAAUUAGUCAAAAGUAGAGAAGAGUCGUUAAAACAUGAAAUUGAAUCAAAGGAAGAAAUUGUGGCAAAGUUGAGAAAAGAUCAAGAAAAUUCAGAAACUGUAGUUGCAGAAUGUCAAGUGAAAAUGAAAAAGCUAGAUGAUAUAGCCAUUGAAAGGGAAGAGAGGAUGAAGGAGUUAACUUAUGAAAAUGAAAAAUUAACAUGGGAAAGGGAUGAAAUGAAUGAGUCAGUUUCAGAUCUUGAAAAACAGUUGCUAGAAAUGAAAACAAUGAAAUGUGAUAUUGAAUUUCAGAAAGUGCAGUAUGAGGAAGAACUGAGCAGAGUGAAAGAACGUCUUGAGUAUCUUGAAUCUUCUGAUAAUGACAUUAUUGAAAUUAAAGACAUGCUUGAAAAAUUACAGGAAGAAAGAGAAAAUAUUAUUAGAGAAAAUGAGAAAUUGCAAUGCUCUUUGUCUGCUCAAAUUGAAGAAAAUGAAAAAUUGCUGGAAACUAUGGAAUGUUUGCAUAAAGAAAAUGCUACCUUUCUUGAAAAAAUUGAAGUUUCAAGUGUUGAAAUUAGAGAUCUUAGCAAAGAACUGGCAGAAAGCAAAUUAGUGAUUGGAAAUUAUGAAGAUACAUUAAAAGAAGUAACUAGUGAAAAAGAAUCACAGGAAUCAAGGUUUGAAAGUGAAAUUGAAGGAUUACUUGAAGAAAACUCAACUUUGAAAACCAAUGUCCAGAUGAAAAAUGUUGAAUGCGAGACGUUGAAAGCUGACAAUGAACGAUUACAAAGUUUCUUUCCAAAUAUUGAUCAAGAAAGUGAAAACAAUAGUUUGUUGAAAAUGAAAAAUCUUGAAUUGGAGGAAAGAGAGAAAGAAUUGGGGAAGGAAAAUGAACAUCUGAUAGCUGAAUUAAUGGAAACUCAAAGUAAAGUGGCAGAAAUUGCUGAAGAAAAUGAAUUAUUACUUGAUAAAUGUGAAGAAUUCCAAAGAAUAAUUGGUGAACUUGAUGAUGAAAAAACUUCAUUAUUAGAAUCAGUGGAAAGGACAAGACUGGAUAUUAAUGAUAAAUUGAAAGAAAAUGAUUCCGUAAUAGAAAAAUAUGAAAAUCAGCUUGAAUGUUUAGACCAAGAAAAUUCAACAUUAAAAACACAAAUUUUAAGCUUACAUCAAGAAAUAGAAGACAACCUUCAAAUAGAAAAUGAAAAUGCAAUAUCAGAGGCAAAAAGUUUAAAAAGAGAAAAAGAAAUUUUACAACAAGAAAAUCAAGAAUAUAAAGAAAAGAUGAAUGGUUUAGAGCAAGAUUUGUUGGGUUUAGUAGAACAAGUAAAAUUGUAUGAAGGAACAGUGACAGAAAAAGAAGAUGUUUCAUUAAGAUUAGAAGGGCAUAUUCAAGAACUUCUUCAAGAAAAUGCUCAACUGAAAGAAAAGUAUGUUAGUAUUGAAACUGAUUUCCAUGACCUUAAAAACACUGAAAUAUACUUAAAAGAACAAAUGAAAGUUUACGAAAGUGCCCUGAAUUCAGAAGGAGGAAGCAGUGGACAAGAAGUUGACAGAUUGAAUGCUCAGCUAGAGUUAGAAAGGAAGUACAAAGCAAAAUUUGAAAAAGAUUUAAAACAUGCACAAAACAGAAUGAACUACUUAGAAAAUGAAUAUAAAGAUAUGAAAGAUAAGAAUGAUUUGUUAGAAAAAGAAUUAAAGCUUGCAGUCGACAAGAAUAAUGAAGCAGAGAAGAUUGCAUGUAAAAUGAAUGGCAAGCUCAAUAAUGCACUUCUUGACAAGCAAGACUUAAUGAAUGAAAAAUGUGAACUUCAGAAAUCUUUUAAUGAAGUUUCUAAGAGAAAUGAAGUGUUAAAGGUUGAAGUCUGUACAUUACAAAAUCAUUUGCAAGCUGUAUCCGAUAAUAGAAAUCAUGUUAGAAACCAGAUUGAAAUACUUGCGGCUGAAGUUGAACAUUUACGUGAUACAAAUGCUUUGAUGCAAGCUCAUGAUAGGGAAAUUAGUACUAGGUAUACUGUGAUGAUCUCUGAGUGUAACACACUUUCAGAGAAAAUGUCAUUGAUUGCUGAAGAAAAUGAAAAGCUGCAAAGCACAGUUCAGAAAUUAGAGGUGGAGAUUGAAGACAAUAAAUGUGCAGACAGGUCAGUUGAAGACAGUAUACGUGAAAAUCUUAGUGGCAUUACAGAAGAGGUGAAUGAAUUACGCAAUGAAAAUGAAAGUUUAACACUUGAAAUUAAAAAACUGAAAGUAGAAUUAACUGAAAAAGAAGAAAUGUGUGAAGCCACAAAUGAACUUUUAAUUGAAAAUGAGACUCUUACAUCUGAAAAUGAAGACUUAAAGCAACAAAAUGAUGAAUUGAAAAGCAAUUUCCAGUGUUUACGGGAGAAGUUAGUGAAGUUGGAUGAAUUAAUUGAAAGAAACAAAGCUGCAGAACUUGAUAAUGAUGCUCUGGUUGAAAGGCUUGAUGUGCUACAUAAAAAAAUAAGUGAAAUCCAGAAAGAGAAACAAUCACUUCAGGUCAUGACUGAUGACCUAACAACCAUGUUACACGAUAUGCAGACAAAAUAUGAAGAAGUUAAGUCUGAAAUGGAGAGUACAAAGAAGAAAUGUGACAAAGAAAUUAAUCACUUACAAAAUCAGCUUCAUGAAAUGAAUGAGGAUGUUAGCGAAUUGAGAAAAAUGUUAGAUUAUAUGGAGAAUGAGAUGUAUAAUAACGCUGAGGAGAAAAAUAUUUUAAAAGAGAAUUUGGAACAGCAACAGAGUCAGUUUGCUGAAGUUUGUGAACAAAAACAAAAACUUGAAGAAAUUCUUAGUGAUAAGCAACAAAAAGAUUUGAAAAAUAUGCAGAUGGCUUCACAGAGACAUAAGAAUAAUGAAUUGAAUACAUCAAGAAAUGAACAAGACCUUCCAUGCAGUGAACAAAGCACAUUGCAAGAUGAUGGGAAUCAGCCUGGAGCAAGAGAAAUAAGUGACCAUCCUUUGACAGAAGUACUAAGAGAUAGCAUGGACAGUGACCUCUCUGAUAUACUUCCUUCGUUUGAAAGUGCAUUGCAUUUAUUUGGUUUAGCUUCAUCUGGUGAAACUGUUCAUUCAAGUAGAAUGGUUCAGACUAACAUAUCAGUUAGAGAAGGUGAAAAUAUUGGCUUUCUUUUAAAUGAUACUGAAAAUGACAAAGAAUUUGUAAAAAAAGACAUUGAAACACAAACGGAAACUCCAGCAAAUAAAACUGUGAAACAGCUUUCUUUAGAAGUCUUUCCAAAUAUUGAUAUUGAUGGAAUUGAUUUAGAAUUGCCAUUAAACCAAAGUCCUGAAAAUGAAAUUUCACAUGCGAAUAUGUGUACAUCUGAUCUUACUGUUGGUGAUAAUGUACAUCUUGUCAGUUACAAUUGCAGUGACAGAAAUGAAAAUAUCCCAGUCCUACUUCUUACUCCAGAAGCACACAGGGCUGAGAUGGUGACUUACACAGAGGAAACUGUAGAUAUGUAUAAAGGUGAUGAAAUGGAUGUUAGUCCAAAGGAAAUGUGCCAUUCUUCAAAUCAGACAGAAAGUCAGUUAAGUAAGAAAUGUGACAUUGCUAGUCAGGUAGAAUUUCAAAGGAAGUCAGUGUCUUGCCAGAUUGACAUACCAUUUAAACAAAGUUCUGAAAACACAAGGUUGUUAAGUUUUGUAAUAGACAAUGAUGAAAAUACGCUGGACACAUUUCCUGCAGAUAUUUCUGUUUUAUCAGCAGAUAGUGGAAUACUUUCAGCUUGUGCUGGGGCUGAUGGGAAAAAUCAACCAUUUCAAUAUCCAGGGAAUAAUUUUAUGAAAAAUUCUGCUGAUGUGACUGUUCAGAAUCUUGAUCAGAAUAAAACUAAUGACUUUGGACAAAUAGACAAGGUAGAUGGUAAUGAUCAUGAUCAUAUUGCAAAGGAAAUUCAAUUUUCAGAAAUUUGUAUUCAGACUGACAUUAGUUUUGAAGGUGAAGUUGAAAUUGCACUUGCUAAUUUGAAAGAAAAUGUAGAGGCUGAAUUCAAAGAAAAAUCAAAAGAAUUGGAGACAGAUAUUGAGACUAGAGUACUGAAAAAUAUGGAGUUUAGAGAAAAGAAGAUCCAGUUGCUUGAAGAAAGUUAUGACAAAAAAGUAAAGCAGAUGGAAUAUGACAUUGAAGAGAAAUAUGAACAUAAGUUUCGAAUGAGGGAAGUUGAAAUUGUCAUGGAAGCUGACAGAGACAAAAAAGCACAGGCAGCAGAAGUUAAAAAUGCUGCAGAAAUAGAGAUUGAAAAGAUCAAAAGAGAAAAAGACCAACAGUUUGUUGAAACACUCCAGAAAGUGAAAGCGGAUCUUGCCAAACAGCAGGGUAGAGAAGCUGGUGUCAUAAGGGCAGUUUCCCAUGACAGUCCUCGCAGAAAAAGUGAUCUAGAGAUGGGACCAAGUGGAGAUGUUAAAAAACAGCAUGAAGGAACUUUCCAUAAACUGGCUCAAGAACAUGAGGAACUUGCUUUAGAGAGGGAUGCUUUGCUGGAGAAGAUAAAAGUAACUCAAUCUGAACAGGAGAUACUCUGUCAGCAACUGGUAGGCAUUAUGGGAGAGCAUAGCACUAUGGGUAAUGACAAGCAACAAAAAUACCAACAGACUCCAUCUUGGUUAGACUGGGAUCUACAUCCUGAUUUUUCUUUUGGCAGCAUGAGGUCCAGUCUAGAUACCAAAAGUUUGAGUGGCAGUUUAGAUACCUCUUCCUUUUGCUCAAACUCAGACUGCUUAAAUGUGAGAAUGAAGUAUGAACAUUUAAUUGAUAAAAUUCAACAGUUCUUGAAAGUAAGGUCAUCACACGUGCAAAUAGAUGGAACAGAACCAGUAAAAACAAGAGCUGUUGAUGAUGGAGAUGUUGAAGACAGUGAUACUCAAGCUGAAGGUGGUGAUAGAUUUGAAGAAAAUGAUGAACCUGAAAGUCAAAUGCUUCAUAGAAUUACUUCAAUAGAUCUUGAAACUUUUGUAAGGAUUCCAAAAACUGCUGAGAAAAAGUCUGUUGACCAGUUUGUAUAUGAAGCUGAUGACCCAAGUAGUACAGUAGAAUUGAAUAGAGAUAUAAUAGACAGACUAGUUAAAGACUCCAAUGAUUCUAAAAUGGAACAAUUUAAUAUCGAAGGGCGUUUUUCAGAAAAUGAAGAAUCUGAUGAUGAGAAUGAAGGUGACAUGUUGGAUAAUACAGAAAUAUUGCACAAGGUUAACCAGGGUAGAAGUAGUGUUUCUUUUGUUGAAGAUGAUGGGCACUUCUAUCAAGAAGACUCUUUUCAGUUAAUGAGAAAAAAGAGACACUUUUCAGAUUCUGAUAUCAAAGGGGAUGAAAAUAAUAGUAAAAUUCAAACAUCUCAGAGUGAAAAUAAUGAAGGACAUUUUGUUUUUGAAAGACUUGACUCCCAGGUAGAAAAGCAUAAAACAGGAAAGGAUGAUGUAUAUGCUGCUGAAUCAGUUGAUGAUGAUGAUGAUGAUGAUGUUGAUGAUGAUGGAGUAUUCAAAGAACUAGAAGAAAAUAAUAUUACUAAACUGAUAUCAGCUCCUGUUGUAAGUACAGGAAUUCAGUCUGCUAAGGAACUUAAAAUGAAAGUUGAUCAAUUCAUAAAUGAAAAUAAUGAUGACAAGCCACCAGGUUCACAGGAAGUUGUAAUAAGUGCAAGAAGUGAACCACGAACAGGAGAAGAAACUGGUGACUUUUUUGAGGAAAAAAUAGUGAAGUCAGUGGUGCUAAGUCAGAGUGCAGUGAGAAAUAAAGACGCAACAGCAAAAUCUGAAACUUCUAGACAAGAUUUGAAAAAUAUUGAACAAAACCUUGAAAAUGACUUAUCUUCUGUAAAACAAGAGUACAGACAUGGCCAGCAGAGUUAUGAAAAUACUGUGUUUGACAUAUUGAAUUCAAUUUGUCCCGGUACAGAUCCUGGAAGAAGGCCUGGUACUAGUGCUGUUACUGAAGAUACAUUUCAUCCCGUGAAGAGAGAACAAGAAAAUACUGUAGAUGAAUUUAGUGAAUCUUCAAGCAGUGUGGAAACAGAUAUGCAAAGUUUAAAGGCAGAAUUAAGCAAUAUGAAGCUAGAGUUGAUAUCAUUAACAAAGGAGAACAGUCAGCUAAAAGAUGCCAUAAAGGUGAAAGAGUUGGGUAACAAAAAAGAUGUUGAGGUUUUGGUAGAACAAAUAUCAGAAUUAGAAGAGAUAAAUAGGCAACAAGUUUCAGAUAUGUUACAGGCUGGUAGAGAAUUUGAAAGUCAAAAACUUGAUGCAGAACAGUUCAAAAAUUUAGAACAGGCUAAUAAGGAUUUAUCUGUUGAAUUGGAUAAAUGCAGAGAACUAGUAACAUGCCUCGAGUUGGAUUUAAAGCAAAACUCUAAUGAUAGUCAGGAACUGGAGACACUGAAAAAUGAAUUAGGAGAAGAAAGAAGUGAAAAAAUGAUUUUGAAAACACAGUACAUUCAAAUGGAGAAGAUGAAGAAUGAAUCUGAACAGAAAUAUUUUGAAGUUUCAUCCCAUAAUGACAAACUUAUAUCAGACUUUCGGAUGCUUGAUAGCUCAGUAAAAACACUUGAAACAGACAUGUUACUUUUAGAAGAAGAAAAAUCAAAACUUGUAAAUGAAAAUGAUUCUCUGAAAUUCAUGAAUGAAAAUAAUUCGAAAUUACUUCAAAAACAUGAAGAGCUAAAGAUGAAUGUUACUCAGCUACAGAAUGAAAAAGAAUAUUUGGAUGCAGAACUGAAAAAGAAAACUACCGUGUUUCAAGUGGAAAAAGAUGAACUUGAAAAGACCUUGAUAGCUCAAUCUGACAUGAAUGAUAGAUUGGAGAAGAGUGUGAAGGUGAUGGACAUAGAUAAUAAGAAGUUGAAGGAACAUCUUGAGACAGUAAUAAAAGAAAAUGAAACACUUAAAGAAAAGAUGGAAAUAGAAGUAAAUGAAAACAUGAGCUUAAAGAAAGAACUUGAAAAAGAAAUAUCUAUGAAAAUGGAGAUAAAAGUAAAAGAAGAGGAAUUGAAUUCAGAAUUGUUUGCUUUAAAACAUGAGUUAGAUAUUAAGUAUACAGGUUUGAUCUCUGAAAAUGAAAAGCUGAAAGUAACUGCAGAUGAAGCUUCUGCAAAUAUUAAUGUUUUGAAGGAGGAGAAAGAGGAAUUGAACAAUACCAUUCAAAACAUAAAGAUUAAGGAAAACGAAAAGGAAAUGCUACUACAAGAUAAAGACAUAAUUAUUGCAGAAUUAAAUCAGUCAAAACAAAGUCUCAUUGAACAAGUUGAGAAGUUAAAAGUAAAUACAGAGGCUUUACAGGCAAAUUGUAAUGAAAUGACAGAAAAAGUAAUUGAGCUAGAAAAAGAAAAUGAUGUUCUGCAUAGUUGCGAGGUGGAGUCAAGUGCUCUGAAGAAAAUAAAUGAAGAUUUGAGAAAUGAAUUGAUUAAAAUAACUGAAAGAAGUGAAGAAAAUGAAUGGGCUAUUCGUGAAUUGACUGAACAGGUUGAGAAUCAGAAGAAGCCUGAAAUGACUGAAAGGUCAACAGAAGUGGAUAAUAUGGAAGAAAUUGCCGAAAACAAAAGCAAAACAUUGUCAACAGAGAAAGGUGCCUUCUCAUUUUCACAACAGAAUGGUAGCAAUAUUUGUCUUGUUGAAAGUUUUACAAACACAGAUUCAUGUUCAGGUAAUGAAAUAGAAGAAGUAACUGCAUUGAAAGAAGAAGUAGGAGCUCUUACAAGUGAAAACAGUACAUUAAAACAAAAAAUGAAAGAAAUGUCCAUUAGUGAUAACUUUAAAGAGGAAUUAGAGUCUUUGAAGUUAGAAAAUGAAACACUAAAGCGUAGUCUUGAAUUUGCUAUGGUCAAAGAUGAUAGUGAUACUGACUUACAAAUAUUUGAGGAUAUGAAGGAUGCUAUAAAAACAAUGCAGGCUGAAAAGUCUUCAGUUGAGCAACAUGAAAAAGAGAUGUCAGAUAACAUGGAACAAGAAAAUAAAAGAUUAAGAGAUGAAGUUGAGGAAUUGUAUGUAGAAAAUGAUGAGUUGAAGAAAAAACUAAAAAGUCAGGAAGAGUCUGCAAGAAAAGAGAAUGGAGAGAUUUUGAAAAUGUACAGUGAUUUGAGGAAUGAAGUGGAAAUUUUGGUUAUAUCAAAGCAUGAUUUAGAAAUAGAAUUGCAUGCACUUAAAGAUUUACUAGAGCAUGAUUCUUAUUCAACUCGUGAAAAAACAGAACAUGAUACUAGUAGGGAGCUCACUCUUGAAGAUCUGGAAGAAAUGGAAGAACUUAAAACUAGUAUAGAAAAGUUGAAGUCUGAUUUGAAAGAAAAGGACAUAUAUGUGAAGAAAUUGGAGGAACAUUUCCUGAAUUUGGAUGGUAAUAUGCCAGAUUUAACUUCAACCCCAAAGCCAUCAUCGAGUAGAGGAAUGCCUUUAAUUUCAAAGUCUUUCAUGAAAAGGGGACAUUAUUGGUCAUCUGGCUCAAGUAGACGAGCUUACAGUCAUGAUAUUCCUACUGUUAAUGUUGAAAAGGAAUUUAAUGAAAACAGUAUCAAACCUGAUCUCGAAAGAUCUCAAACUUUAGACACAUCCUUACAUGUUGGUGAUCUUGAUAGAAGUAAAAAUUCAGAAAGGAAUUUUAAUGAGGGACUUAGAACUAAGGAGAAAUUAACAAGCUCUACGCUUACAGAUUCACUAGACAGGUCAUCGUACUUAGGAAGUGUUGGUGGGUCAGAAAGAAUCAGAUCUGGAUUGAAAGCUGAAGAAGAUGGGCAUUUAGCUUUAGAACUGAAGCAGUUUGAACUCGUGGCUGAAAUAACUAAACUGAGGAGGGACUUUCGAGAAACGAAAUCAUUGUAUUCUAAAGAAACAGCAUUACUGACUGAAGCCUUAGAAAAGGAAAAACUGGCAAAUGAGCUCAGGGGCAUGUCAGAAUUAACUUUAGAACACAGUGUUGGAUCAAAUUUGUCACAUGAUGUUUUAAAAUUGAGGAAAGAAGUAGCAAGAUUAAGGGAACAAAAUAAACUGUUACAUUUGGACUGUGAUAGGUGGAUAGAAAGGUUGAAAGAACAGGAGCAAAUUGUUGCAGACUUGAAAGAAAGGAUUAAUCAGAACACCAGUGGUUAUGGUGAAAUUGAAGAAGUAUUUGGUAGGCAGUUGGCUUUGUUACAAAAACAAAGAGAAGAACUAAUUGACAAAUUAAAGGACAGGGAAAAAGAGAAUAUUUCACUUUCUGAAACUUUAGGUGAAAAAGGUAUACUGGAAGAGACUCUGAGGAAAGAGAAAGAUGUUCUUGUAGCAAAGCUUAAAGAAAAAGAAAAAAUUGAGGAAGAGUUGUGUGAAAAGAAAAUGUUACUAGAGAAACAAACAGCAAAACAAAAAGAAUUGGAGGAUGUUGUUUACCAAAAAGAUUUAAAUGAAAUAGAACUAAUGAAACAGAAGAGGAUUCUUGAGGAAGAUUUAAGAGAAAUCGAGUCCAGAUUCAGAGACAAGGAAGAAAAUUUAGAUUUUGAGAAGAAUAAACUUCUUAAUGAAUUGAGAGAGAAAAGAACUAAAUCGAUUAGGUCAAGAUUUUCAGAGAGUGAUGAUGAAGUGUCAUCUGUUUGUUCAGAAAGUGCAGCAUUCUCAGAUAGAAAUAUAGGACGUCUUGAAGUUAUGUUAGAGGAGGUGGAAAAACAACAUUCAGUUGCGGUAAAUGUGUUACGGGACCAGCUACGUGUGAAAUAUAACAGAAGAGAGAAGGAACUGAGGAAAGAACAUUUAGUUGGUUUAGAACGUCUGAAACAAGACUCCCGAAAACAGCUUGAAAGUCUACGUGGUCAGUAUGAGAACCAGCUGGACUGUCUGCGUACAGAGAUCGACAGGUCACGAGAACGCCGUAACAGUAAGGAAGAUGACGGUUCCAGUGGAGCGGGACAGGCUAGGGAUCUCAGGCAGGAGUACCAACAGGUGAAGGAGGAGCUAGGUCAGAGUCUGCCAGGUGAGCAGAAGGAUAAGCUAGACUCACUUGUAUCUGGUAUGGAUGAACAGUACCAGGCACAACUGGAAGACAUGCAUAGACAACAUGUGGAUGAUGUUGAUGAACAAGUGAAGUCAAUGCGCUCCACUCUAGAGGAGAUUUACAGCAGUCAAUUGGAGAUUGUACGAUCAGAGAUGGAACAAUCUCAUCAAACAGCCAUUCUGGAUCUCCGUGAAACACUUGACAAAGAUCACAAAGAAGAAUUGAACAGACUUGAACAGGAGUGGAACGAUAAACUUGAGCAGCUUAAAUUAGAUUACGAAACAGACCUGAAGGAGUCAAAAGUUGGUGAUGCAAUAAUAAUUCAGACAAUUGAGGCUGUUCUACCAGCAGGCAAAGAAGACAGUGCUGCCUUCAUUUCAAAAUUAAACAAGAAAUUAACGGAAGAGCAUCGUCAGAUAAUACAGAAAAUAGAAGCUGAUCUGGAUAACCCCAUCUCUCAGCGCCAUUCUCAGGAUUCCCAGACGGAAAGUGAGGAAAACAUCAGCGUGGCCUCUGUUCCUGUAACCAAAGCUGAAUAUAAACAUGUAGAAGAGAAGCAAGGUGUUCUUGUGAAGGCUGACGAUGUACAGAAAUCUCUGGACCGACAGGUUGAAGAAAUAUCCGCUCUUCGAGCACAGAUGCUGGGAGAGUAUGAACAAAUGCUGUCUGUACGAGCUGAGGUGAUGGCCUCGCAGUCCGAGGAGGUGGGCAAACUUCAGCAGGAAAUGGCACAGAUACAGAGCAAGUAUGAGGAGCAGAUGGCCGAGUUCCAGGCUAAAGUUCAGUCUCAAACAGAAACUGCCCUGAAGUCUGCCCAUGAGAAAGAGCUUGAAGAAAUGAAACAGUAUUAUGAGGCCAAGGUUAAUGAUAUGGAACAGUCAUACACUACAGACAUAGCUCAGCUCAAACAAGAACAUGCUGAACUUCUUGCAAGACUACAGCAGGAAUCUGGAACUGGGUCUGAUAUUCCUUCACCACAACAGUUGAGUGCCGGACAACAUCGUGAGUAUGUCAGACGUACAACAAUGUUAACAGCAAUCUCUGAUGAAGAUGAGACACCAGAAUCAACACCACCAGGAGGGAAUCAGAUGCUUGAAGGAAGGAUUAAAAGCCUUGAAGAGAAAUUAAAAGAUAAAGAAAAACUUGUAAAUGAGUUGAAGAAGAGACUUGAAGCUGAAGCGACUAGUGCUGAAGAUCUACAUGGUAAAUUAUUGGACAGUAAUAAAACAUUAGAUGAUUUUGAAGAAAGCUUGAAAUCAAAAUCAGAUGAAAUUGAAGAAUUAAAGAAAUUAUUGACAAAUAAAGAUGAGCAAAUAAGUGAAUUGGAAAAUGAAAAGGCAGCAUUGGAAGAAAAGGGUGAAAAAGAUAAGAGUGCACAUGAUGUUGAUGAUAGUAAGAUAAUUAAUGAAUUAAGAGAAAGGAUAAAGAAACUAGAAGAAGAUCUUAGUGCUAGUAAAGAUGCAAAUGUAAGAAUUCAGCAAGAGUUGAAUGAACUUGAUGCACAACAUGGUGAAGCUAUUAUGAGAUUAAAAGAGCAAAUGGAAAUCUUGAAUAAAACAAAAAUAGCAGAGCUUGAAGCUGGUUUUCAGAUACAAUUGGAGGAAGAGUUAAGUCAACAGGCUGAUGAAUUAGAUAACAAAUAUAGAGAGGAACUCAGCAGACAGACAACAGAAGAACUUGAAAUAUAUAAGAAAACAGAACUUGAUCUUAAACAAAAAUUACAAAGCACUCAGAAAGAACAUGAAAACCAAAUUAAAGAACUUAAAGAGAAAUAUGAAACUCAGUUGCAUAAUAAAGAAAUACAUGAACAGAAGAUUGAAGUUACCGAAGUUUCUGAGACUCAAGUUGCCUCACCCACAGAGACUGUAGAAAGGGAUGUGCUAGAAGCUGCAGUAAGAAAAGAUAUUGAGUCUAAAAUAUUGCAAGAAUAUGAACAAUCAAUAGAUACAUUGAAACAUGAAUAUGAAGAAAGAAUCAGUGAAUUGAAUGCAAGACUUCAGUCUUUUGAGUCCCAAGAUGUGGAAAAAGCGGAAGUUUCAGAUAAAGAAAAGGAUGUUAGUGAUUCUGAGGAAUCUGAAAUGAGAGAAAAGUUGAGAGCAGAAUUAGCUUUUGAGUUCAAAGAUAAGUUACAGACUGUAACAGAUGAGUAUGAAUCAAAAUUGAAAGAGUUACAAGACAUUGUUGACAGUAAGAAAGAAAUGAAAUCCCCCGGUGCUCCUUAUGCCUUAUCUCGUUCAAGGUCAUUAGAUUUGAUGCCACAGAAAGAGAAAGAAAAGCCAAAAAUGCCAAAUGAGUAUGAAGGAUAUGUUAGUACAAUCAGACGUGAAUAUGAGGAUAAAAUAAAUUCAUUACAAAUGCAAAUUGCUCAAUAUAGGUCAACAGUUGGAUCAGUGCCUUCUUCGCCUUUAUCUACUUUACAAAAAUCUCAGGCAGAAUUAGCAGCUGGUGACAGUGUAGAUAAAACUGAAAUACAAACUGAGCAUGAUUCUGGUCCUAAAAUUCUGAUAAAAUCAGAACUUGGAACUCCAGAAUUAAGACAGGAAAUUUAUGAUGAAAUAUCUACAGAGUUUGAAGCUUCUUUCAAAGGGUUAAGAGCAGAUUAUGAAAAACGACUUGAAGAAUUAACUGCGAAAUUGGAAUUAUUGCAAUCUGAUAGUGCUACUCAGGGCAGUUAUGAAAACAGAAUCAUGGAAGAAGUUGUGCAAGAAUAUGAAGCUAAGAUAGAAAAACUGAAACAAGAAUAUGGAAGUCAAAUAGCUGAACUUAAAAUAGGGCAUGAAACUGAAAUUAAAAAGUUAACUGAUGAUCUCGAAAAGGCAAAAUCUGACAAGCAGGCUGCAGAAAAGAAAGUGAAAGCAGACAUGUUUGUAUGGCAUGAGGAAAUUGUAACUCAGUUGAAACGAAAACAUGAAGAAUAUGAAUCACAGCUACGCAAGGAAUAUGAAGAAAAAAUGGACCUUUACAGAGAAGAACUUCAAGAGGGGUUUGAUGCAGAAAAAGAUAACAUCAUACGGGAUCAUAAACAAGAACUGAUUGAUUUGGAAGAUCGAUAUGAUAAUCUUGUUGAAGGUCUCCGAACAGGAGAGGUUCCAGAGGUAGCUGAGAUAGUUCAACAGAAGUUUGAUAUGGAACUAGAAAUGGCGAAAACUUUGAUACAGCAGGAGUGUGAUGAAACAAUUGAAGCUGAACAGACGAGAUUAAAUGAACAGUUUGAUACUCAGCUGAAGGAUGUGAUCAUUGAGAGAGAUCGGGAACUCGAAAACCAACGUGUACAUUACGAGAAAGAAUUGACUGAUCUUCGUAACACAUUAUUACAACAGUACGAGUCACAGGUUGUUGAACUAGAAAGUCAACACAAGGCAGAGAUUAUGAAAAUGAAGGCAGAAUAUAAAACACUUUUUGAAGAAACUGAAAUUGAAGAAAAGUUUGAAAAGGAAACAGUUAAAAGACAAAAAUCUGCAGUACUUUUACCACAAGCUUCUUUUGAAUCAACAAAGACAGAGGAAGGUGAAAAAGAAGAAGAAUCUGAAAAGGUGACGUCACCAGAUUCUACAAGUGAUAAGUCUGAUAAAGAUGAUGAUGAUGAUGAUAAGGGUGAUGGAAAGGGUGGGGCUAAAACAGAACCAAAACCCAGUCAGUCAGAGGAUACUAGUGACAAACACGAACAGGAGAGACAGCCUGAUGAAGACCAUACUGAACCAAGAGAUGACAUUAAUGAUACACAGGAUGAAGUCAGUGAAACGAUGGUUAAAGAGGUAAAGGUUGCGAGACAAGCAGUACAACAUUUACUGGCAGCUAAACCAGGAACAUCUGAUGGCCAGCCUGCUGAUCAUAGUACCAUAGUGAAUGAGCUUAGAGAAGAACUUGCAGCAAAGAUUGUCCAGUAUGAGUCAGUCAUUGCUCAGAUGAAGCUGUCUCAUGAAGAAGAAGUCCGACAGUUGACCGAGGAGUUAACAGAGGCUGAGGCUAACUAUCAACAGAAGGUCUCUGAACUGGAGGAAAGUCAUGAACAAGAGGUUAAACAAUACCAGGAGAGCAUACAGAAACUACGAGAAGGUAUGGCUGAUGAGGAUGAUUCAGAAGCUUUGGAGUUGGCUCACCAACAAGAGUUACAGGACUUGGAAGAGAGACUGCUUCAGAAACACAUGAACGAGCUGAAUAACCUGGAAACACAACACCAGUCUAGGCUUUACGACAUGGCUGAAAAAUACCGGGUUCAGGUAGAAGAACUACAGAAGGAUCUAACAGAAGCACGGAGAGCCAUGGAACAGUAUCCAGAUUCUGUAUCUCCAGUACAGGCAGUGCCUGUGUUCCAUGGUGGAAGUACUAUGGGAUCAACCAGGGAAUCCACUGAAGACUUCAUGGUCCCAACUGGUCACAGCCAAACAGAAUCUGAGAGGUCUGAGUCUCAAGGUGGGGUAGGAACCAUGGAAACACAGGUGUUUGAGGCGAGGAACGGGGAAGAUCGAUCAGAGGAAGAUGUUUCACAAGGAGGCUCCUUACAGGGAACUCUAGAGGAAGUUGGGGUCCAGUCUCUAGAUACCUCCAUGGUGGAUACAUCAAUGGACCAGUCUAGGGGCACCUUGCGGGGGGUAGACACCACCCAGGAUACUGAGCUUAUACAGUUUUCUGAGGAAGACGAAUCUGAUAAAUCUAUGGAAGAAGGUACAGAGACCCAGAAGAGUGAUAGAAGUACACCAGUAGCUCUGAUGCAGACACUAGGGUACGGAGCAGAAAUUCCUGGCGGUCCAACAGUGAAAUCUCUGGAUGAUACUACAGACUCCUCUAUCAGGGCCUCCGACAGGGAGGAGACGGCAGCUAGAGUUAAAGAGUUGGAGGGAGAAGUUGAGGAACUCCGUCGCCGACUUCAGGUCGAGUUGAGUAAACAAGAUGAUCAGAUGGAACGUAUGGACAGAGAGAAACAGGAAGAGAGUAACCUGGCGGCUAUGUUACGUGGAGAUAUUGAACGACUCAACUCAGACAGAGAGGCUCUACAGAACACAAAUGAGCAGCUGCUAGGCCUGUUGUCAGAUGCUGUGAAAACCUACAUGGGCGUGGAGGAAUCAAUUACCAAAAAGAUGAAGGUUAUGAUGGACAAGUCUGGUGAUAAGUCGGUAGAAAAAGGUCGUCCAGGGUCAGCUGAGAGAAAAAAGACUCCUCCGCCUGGCCGACGAUCACCUGCCACAUCUCCUGGGAGAGUCAGUCCUGCUCGAGCAGAAGAUGGUGACAACGCACAGGACACUAGUAUAGUGUCAAAUGUGACAGAUGAAGGACUAGAUCUCUCACAACAUAUCUCAGACAGUAUAUUCCAAGGUCCAGAACUCAAGUCUGAGGAGGAAGAACUUCUUGCAGAUUCUGGGAGUCGUCUACGUUCCUCUGUGACCCACUUGCUAGAUGUGAUGGAAGAAACUACGAACCAGCUCCUUGAAACACGACAGUCUCAGGCAGAAAUAAUGGAGACAUUAGAGGGCAAAGGUCAUGACCUUGAACAGUUAAACUCAAGAUGUGAUGACCUUGCAGAACGUCUCAAGGAAGAAGUGGAGCGCAAAGACUUCCUUGCUCUGGAAUUGCACAAGGCAGAAGGUCUAAUUGAGGGCUACAGUUCUGAGCGCGAGUCCCAGGAUGAGCGGAUCCAUGAAUUGGAAGAGGACAAGGAGACUUUGGUGCUUGAACUCGAGACCACAAAGAACAAGCUGUUAGACCUUGAGUCGAUGCAGACAGAAAAUACGCAGCUAAAGAAGGAAAUGGAUGAACAGCGAGAAUUAAUGACGCAUAACGUUGGAGAGGAAGCUCAAGGUGUAGGUUUGAAUGGUGGCAUUUACACAGGGGAAUACGCUACCAGGGCCGGAGAACCAGUGAGAAUGCCACCUAGUGGCAGCAAAGCCCUCAUGCUAGAGGUUACUCGAUUGAACUCUGAGAACCGUGAGAAAGAAGAACAAAUCAAGCAGGUCCAUGAACGUUACGAGUCACGGGUGCGGGAGCUGGAGACGAGCGGUGAGGACAUGGAAACACACUUUGGAAAGAUUGUAGACGAGAAGAAACAGGAAGUUGCUGAUCUCAAACUUCAUGUCGAGGCUCUCGAGAAACAGCUGAAAGCAAAGAAGCAGUUCCUAGAGGAGCAAGCAGCAGAGAGAGAACAAGAGCAUGAAGAGUACCAGAAAGAAUUGGAGAACUGGAAGAAGAUUGUACAGGACUUGGAGAAACAGAACGGAGCUGGGUCUAGGCUUCAAAGAGAGAUUGAUGACUUGACAGAGCAGCUACAGACUCGUAUAGACCUAAACAAUCAGGCAUUACUGGAGUCAGAGAAAUACCAACGUGAGGUUCGGGACAAGGAUCUCAGUCUGACGGAGUUGAAGACAAUCAUACAGCAACUUGAGCAAGAACUUCAGGAUAAAACUCAGGAACUAGAACUGAAUAAACAGAAAUUAAAGAAGCUGGAAGAUGAGCUGGCAAGACGGUCUUACGAUGAUGAUCUCUCUGACAGUAAGUCAGAUAUUCAGUCCCCAAAACCUGGCAGCUCCAUUGAGUUUGAGGGUACAGAUGAUCAGAAGAGGGAGAGGCCUGAGCCUCAGAUGACAGUAGAAGAGGAAAUGAGACAAGCUGCUAACAAGACUAAAGAGGAGCUUGUUAGAGAGAAGUUCACCUUACAGUCACAAGUGAACGAUAACCUUGUUCAGAUUUCAAGUCUACGUAACCAGCUUGAUGAUAUGCGUCUGCAGAGGGGUAUCGGUGACAUUCCAGACGUUACCAGGAGGCUUGAAGUGGAGAGGGAGAAGUCGGAAGAAAAAGACAAGGAGAUUUCAGAUUUAAAACUGCAAGUCGAGGAACUGGAUGAGAGGGUUGAAAACCGAGAUCAGCAGAUCGAGCAGUUAAGAGAACAACGAGACCGAGGGAAAGCCUCGAGGGGCUCUCCUGUAGAGGGCAUUGAGUUUGAGAGUGAUAGAGAAAUGGAGAAACAGAUUGAAGCUUUGAAGAGGGAGAACAAACAACUCAGGGAGCGUGUUAAGUUGUCCGAGGCAUCAAGUGUUACUGACAUGUCAGGACUGUCACAGAACUUGCUGGAAGAGAAAAACCAGGAGAUAGAUCAUCUCUCAGAGCAAAUUCUACGCCUCCAGUCAGACUAUAAUGAUCUCAAGGCUGAGAGAGGUGUACAGAACCUGUGUGAGGAAGUAGAAGAUCUACGUGAAGAACUGAAACAGAAAGAGAGGGAAAUCUCUGAUCUUCAGUCCGUCCGUGUGUCUGCAGCAUUUACUGACCAUUCACUAACACCAGAUUCUAGCCUCAUGAAUGUCGGAGCUUCAUUCUCGGAAAAGGCCAGUAUCCAACAAGAAAUGGAAGAAUCUGAAGCUACCAGGCUUGAAAAAAUGGCCAGUCUUGAGUCUGAGUUAGUUGCCCUUAAAGCAGCUCUUCACAACAAGGAGGAGCAUUUAGCUACCCUUCAGACAGAGUUGUCUACCUUACGGGAAGAUGUCCAGGGGAAGGAUGAAAUGAUCCUUGCUCUUCAGACUAAACCAGAACAGGAUUUGAUACCAGGUAUGCCGGAGGAUGUGGGUCUGUUACAGUCUAUGAUACAGGAGAAAGAAGAGCUGGUAACACAACUUACAGUCCAGGUAGACUCACUGCAGGCAGAGGUAGAUAACCUCUCUGACUUCCAGAACAAGCUGCAGGAAGAUUUUGAUACUGUUCAGACAAUGUUAGAGGAGAAAGAUAGAGAGAUAGAAUCAUUGACGAAAGAACUUACUGAUAGAUCACCCACACAGACUGAUGAUCACACCCUUGUGAUAAAACAUGAGGUAGAGAUAGCCAGACUGAAGAAAGAUUUGAGAGAGAAAGACAAUGUUGUUGAAGAGAAGUUAGAAGAACUGGCGGAAAUGACAGAUAAAGUAGAACUACUUGAAACAGAAGAGACUCCACAAUCCAGUGGCUUAGAACUUUCGCAUAUUUCCAAAUACAAGGUACAGAUCAAGGAUUAUGAUGAACAAAUUCUUGCCAAGGAACGAGAACUGAAGAAUGUCAAGAAACAACUUGAUGUUGCCAUCAAGGAUUCCACAGCAGCUUUAACAGCUGAUGAGAAAGAUAAAAUGAUUACAGAAAAAACUAUUGAAAUUGAACGAUUGAAUAAAGAGUUGGAAACUGCAGCUCUUGGUAGACCUCCUUCACCUCCCCUUUCACAGGAUGAGAAAUCUUUAUUGAUCAAGGAACAGAAAGAAGAAAUAGAAUCUUUGAAAGAACACAUAAAGAAAUUACUGGGAAGACCACCAUCACCACCAUUAUCUGAAGACGAAAAGUCUGAAAAAAUUGCAGAACUGAAGAAAGAGACUUUAAGACUGUCGACUCAGCUUGAAGCAGCUUCACUGGGGCGCCCACCAAGUCCUCCAGGUGAAGAAAGUAGUAAAGCUGAUGUUAUUUCAAGACUACGCACUGAGAUAGAAAACUUAAAGCAACAGAUUAUGGACGCUAAUCUUCCAGAAGAUGAGAAGUUUUUGCUUAUUCGAGAUCUCCGACUAGAAAAUGAGACAUUGAAGAAGCAGAUUGAUGCUGCUUUAAAAAUAAGACCGCCAUCACCUCCUAUGGAUGAUGAUGAGAAGAGUGAGUGUAUUUAUGAGCAGAAGAAAGAAAUUAAAAAUCUUAAAAGUCAAUUAGAGUCUGCUUUGAAAAUCAGACCUCCAUCACCUCCAAAAUCUGAAGAUGAAAAAUCUCAGGUGAUCCUAGAACAGGAAAAAGAAAUUGCUAAGCUUCAAAAACAGAUUAAUACAGCACUAUCUCCACCAGUGCUUAGUGAGGAUGAGAAAGAUAGAGUGAUUAAAUUGAAAGAUACUGAAGUGGUUAGACUGAAAGCUGAACUUACUAAAGUCACUGAAUUUAUUGAAAAUGGUGAAGAAAAACAGCUUGUCAAAGAAAAAAUGCAGGAAGCUGAGCAGUUAAAGACAGAACUUGAAAAAGUAAAGCAAAAACUUGAAAGUGGAAGUUUAAGCUCUGUUGAAUCAGUAAUUAUUGAAAAAGACAAAGAGAUUAAGAAAAAGUCAGGAGAAUUGGAAAGAGCUGAGGAAACCGUUAAGAAACUGGAAGAAGAGUUGGAAUCAGCUAAAGAAGUAAGGGCUUAUGAAGAUGAGAUUCAGCUUAAAGAAAAGGAAGAUGAAAUAGAAGAACUGCAGGCAGAAUUAGAAACUUAUAGAAGCAGAACUCAAAGUACUUUAGUUCAAAGUAUUGAUUUAGAAAUGUCCCUGAAUGGAGAUGGUGAGUCAGUUGAUUCUAAACAUCUUGUCAAAAGUUUAUCCUUCUAUAAGGAACAGUAUGAGGAGAAAUGUUCUGAAACCAGGCAAAUACAAGUCCAGCUAGACCUGGUAAAAGAACAGCUUGAAAAAGCAAGGAGUGAUAAACUAGAAGAUGCUCAAGAGGAAAUAGAACUUUUCAAGGCUGAAUUGGAAAAGAAAAAUCAGAAUGAGGUUAAGGCUCUCAAAAUUGAAAAAGAAAAUGUCACAAAGGAGAAAGAAGAGCUGAAAAAAGAAUUAUCUGUAGUGAAAGAAAGGCUUAGUCAGAAUGCAGAUGAAAGGUUGAAAUCAGUUGAAACUGAACUUCAGUUGACAAAAGAUGAGCUUGCCAGAGAAAGAUUGGAUAGUGUUCAGGCAAUAAACGAUCUUGAGAAAUUGAGAGAAAGGAAGGAAAAAGAAAGGCGUGGUAGCUUGAAAACAAUACAGGAACUUGAGCAGGAUUUAGAGGAAAAAAUAAGUAAAGAGAAAGAACUGAAUACUCAAAUAAGACAGUUGAAUGAAGAAUUGACUAUCAUUAAGAAACAAUAUGGAAUUGAAGAUAAGGGUUUUGCUGGUGAAUCAAAUAGAACCAGUCCAAAGUCAGGAGAAUUGAAAUCUCAGGGAUCAUUUGAGCUUGGUACUGAUGUUGAGACACUGCAGCAACAAGUUCUGCAAUAUAAACAACAAGCAGAUAAAGCUAGAGACAUUUUAGCAGAAAAACAAAAAUACCAAUCUCAGGUUGUGAAGUUAGAAAUUCAACAGGAACAGUUACAGAAGAAAAUGAAGAAAGAAGUGGGCGAGUUGGAAGAACAGGUAAAGUCUUAUGCCAAGCAGCCUGAUUAUGAUGUCUGGGCGCAACUUCAUGCCACACAGGAGAAAUUGGAGAAAACAACAGAACAGUUAACAAAUACAAGUCAGCGUUUAAAUGAAACUGAUUCCAAUCUUCACCGUGUGAGUACUGAACUGGCUUCAAGAGAAGCAGACUUGCGGGAUUUACAACAGGAACUGUGGAAGACAUCUGGUCAGUUGUCAGUAACGAGUGGGAAGCUACAGGAAACUGAGGAGAAACUGAGACAGAUUAUGGGUCAAGUGACAGAACGAGAAGAACAGAUACACCAGCUGCAGGGUGAACUUCAAUAUACACAACAUGAAGUAGAAAAGGCUGCUGUGAAGUCCAAGGAAGUGCCAGACAUCAAACCAGGGGAAGUUGAAAAACUCCGUAAACAACUGAAGGCUUCACAAACAGAACUUGAAGCUGUAAAGAAGAGCCUUAAUGAAGCUGUAGAGAUGAGUGAACAGCAGCUACAGAUGGUGGAAAACAAGGACCAGGAAUACAUGAAACUCAAACUAGAUAUACAACAAACACUAGCAGACAAGGAGAAAACUAUCCGAGAACAGAGAAAUAAACUUAAAGAAAAGGAACAAGAAGUGAGCAAGGUGAAGCAGGAGGUGAAAGAGAAGGAGAAAGAGAUAGCUAAAGUGAGACAGGACGUUCCUGAUGACAGUGCUCUGUCCACUAUAGCGAGUCUGAGGUCACAGAUACAGAGUCAGGAAGAGGUGAUAUUGAACCUAGAGUCUGACCUUAGGGAAUCUCAGACUGCAGUUGAAGAACGUGAGAAGGAUAUUGAUAAUAUACAUAAGACACACAAAGAGUCAAAGGAUAAUGAGGCAGAUACUAUCCAGGCCAUGCAUAAUCAGAUUGCUGAUCUACAAAGAGAACUGGAAGAGCUUAGGUCAGCAACCAAGUCCCAGGGUCAAAUGUCGAGGUCACUAGAUGACAUGGACAGGGAGCAAAGUCCAUAUGAUCAAAAUGGGCAUCCAGUUUCUGGGGCUGAUGGUAGUUCCAGAGAUCGUCAAGCAAAUGAGACUGUCAGAGGGCAGGGUAGGGGGAGGUCACCAGACCAGUCUUUGACCCAAGGUGGACAAACAUUUGCAGUAGAUGACCAAGAGGACUCUGGUCACCAGUCUUUUGACCAACAGAGCAGAGGUCCACAAUUCAGUCCAGAAGGCCAGAGUUUGUCACCAAGGCAACUUCGACCUUACGCUGUGCAAGAGAUAGCUGAAGAAAUGCAGAGAAACGAAGCUAGUCAGGUGCACAGCACUUUAACUGGUAGUUCCAGAGGAAGUUCAAGACAUACGAGCCCACAUACUGUAGGUACUCAAGAUGCUGUUAUGAAAGCUUACAGCCCACCAACUAGAGAUAGUCCUCAAACACAGUCCAGCAUUAAAAGUGAUCACAUCCAGGGUCAAAGUUCAUCGGUUAGAAGUUCACCAGUUGAAGCACAGUAUGAGCAGAGAGUAGAAGGACAGAGAUCCCCUGGUAGAAAAUCUUCAGAACAGCUUGAUCAGAGAGGUGAAGGUUCAAGGUCAUCACUUAUAAGGUCACCAACAGAAAGUAAAAGGUCAUCCAGUAGUAGUUCGCCAAGGUCAGGCCUUGUUGACCAGAGAAGUGAGGACCGGGGUUCAAAAGCAUCUAAGAGAAGUCCAACCUUUUAUGGGGAUGGGGAAGGGUCUGACAGAAGAGACAAACAAGGAGUUCCUGCUGAGAGGCAAGCAGUGGGAGCUUCUUUUACAAUUGAUGAAAAAAGACAGGUGUAUCAAACUGGACCACAGUCUGGUUUUAGUGAGAAUGAACGCUAUGUUGGUGAAGAUGGUCAGUUGUAUGACAGAGAUGGAAAUAUUAGACCUCGGUAUAGUCAAGGCACAGAAGGUCGAGCAGGUCAAGGCCAUAGCAGGAGAGUUCAAACUGCCCAGUCAGAAGGUGAAAGAGCCCAAUAUCAAAGACAACAGCCUAGUGAAGGUCAGGAGUCACCUUAUGUGAGGUCACAGAGUGGCCAAGAUGUAAGUGCAGAUCAAGGUGAGGGUGUAUCCACAGAGGCUGACAGGUAUAUUCAACAGUUAAGGAGAGAACUUCUGAUUACUAAAACAGCAUUGAUGCAGAUCCAGAGAGGUGAGAGACUUGAUGAAGAUGAAGUAACAUCUGCUGACCUUGCAGCCAUAGAAAUAGAAGCAAGGUCAGAUAGAGGUCAAGGUGACACAGGAUUUUCUGCACAACUUGAUAGCCUUAGAGGAGGUGAGAGAUAUGGUACAAUACCAAGUGAAGAAAGCUUGAAUAGAUUGAAAAGAAAAUUAGAAAGGGCAGAGGAAGAAAUUGAGCUAUUUAGGUCCUCAUCAGAUCUCUCAGCACGAGAUUUUGUGCAGAAGGUGAUGAACCUUAAGGAUGAAUUAUCCAGUGAACAUCAGAGACAUAUAGAGGAGAUGACUAAACGUGCACACCAGGACACAGAGACACAGCUUGCCACGAUGCGUAUUAAGUACACUGAUGAGAUCGAGCAUAUGAAACAGAGACACGGUAGAGAACUAGAGGAGAAGUUGCGGGACCAGAAGCACAAAAUGGAACGUAAACAUAAGAGUGAGACUAACAAACUUAUCCUUAAACACCAAGAGGAGGUUGGAGCACUCAAGUUGCAUGCUGGAGUAGACCUCGAUGAUACAUCAGUGUAUGAUCGUCAGCAGAGACAGAGACAAGAAGGGGUAGGAGCAGAUCAGGGCAUGAUGAACGGUCACGGUGCAGAGCCUAUGUCAGGGAAACUUCAGGGUAUUCUGCAAAGGUUACACAGUGAAGGGGUUCAGGUGCUCACCAUCUCCGAACUGGAGCUCCUGAAUCGUAGCCAGUCCCAGUCUGUCCCUCGUGAUGCGGACGUCGAGUCAAUGAAAGCGGGUUGGGAGAAUGAACGUCAGACCAUGCUGUCCACCAUACAGUCACUGAAAGAUCUCCUUUCUCAGACACAUAAACUUAGGGGCCUUGAUAAGGAUGAUGAUGACGAUGAUGAUAUGAACUUGGAAGGCUCUGAUUGGAGGGCUGAGUUGCUGCGUGCUAUUGGUUACGUAUUCACCAAGGAACGAGAAACACUAUUGGCUGAACUGAGGUCUCAUGUCCUGUCUCAUCCAUCUACCAAUAUGGAUGAAACCCAGAGACUGGAACAGAAGAUCAGGACAAUGGAGUCUCACCACCAUGCUGCCCUUGACCAGAUUUUCAGUGCUGACAGACAGUCCAUGUUGGCAGAGCUUCGAGAUUUACGUGCACAUGCUACAAUAUCUCGCAUGCAUCACCAGGAAGAGAGAGACCGUCUGGCCGACAAAGUCACCAACACAGAAGAUGUAGCCCUGAAGAAAGAAAGACAGUUAAAACGUGAAGACUCGGAUGAAACUGACUCGGAAUAUGCAGAUUUGCCUCAAGAGCCAGAACCUGUUGAUUUUAUAUCAGCCGGAGUUCAACUUCUGGAGUUUAAAAUCCAGCAAGAAAAGGUUUUACAAGAGGAUCUGCGCACAAGUCUUGAUACCGAGCGUAACAGGAGUGGCGAACUCUCUGGCUUACUGAACCAAGAGAAAACUAGUAACCUUGACCUACAGACAUCAGUCUCGGCCCUACAGACGCAGGUUUCCAGGCUGCGGGAGAAUUUAGAGAGAGAACAGAGCAGAUAUGUCUCUGUCACAUUGAUGUGGAACUCUCUAGUGAAUGCAUUGGAAGAAGAAAAGUCAAAAUCACUCAACCUGUCGGACUUACUGGAAUCUGAAAGGGAAACAUUAUGGCGCGUGCAGGCCGAGUUGGAGACGCUUAAACAGCAGCAGGCAUACACAGAUCCUAGAGCCGUCGAGCAAAUACAGACUGAGCUUAACAUGGAAAGAGAUCGUCGUUGUCAGGCAGACAGUCAGCAUGGAAUUGACAUGGUUACUAUGGAAAAUCUGCGACAGGAAGUAGAGAUGGGCAAACGUCAUCAACAUGCAGUGGAGACAGAACUUGGAGCUAAAGUCUCACAACUGCAGAGGACCAUAGAUAUGGAGAGGCAGAAACAUACAGAGAUAAACAGAGCUUUAGAAAGAGAACGAUCACUGUCUGCUCAUCUGCAACAAAGUUUGGAAGCUGAGAAAUCCAACUCUGAGAGGAGUACUAAUCAAGAUCAGACCAUGUUAGAAGAUCUUCACAUGCAACUGGAAACUGAGAGAGCCAAUCUUGAUGACUUGAAUCGUGCUCUUCAACGAGAACAGAAGGCAAGAGAAGAAGCAGAGUCAGAGAAAAACUUGGUGAAAGAUCAUCUGAAUCAGGAAAGAGCUUUGAAUGAAGAAUUUAAACAUGAUGUAGAUAAACUACAGUUUGAACGUCUUGAAGCUGUGAACAAGCUGCAGAAGGAACGAGAACUGGUGUCUCGUCUCAAAGCGGAACGCGAUCAGGUGAAUGAAGAUCUACGUAAGGUGAAAUCUCUCGAGAUUCAGCGAGAUCAUGAUCGUGAAGCAGAGAGGCUGGCCAGCAAGAAGUCAGUGAGAGAGGCAGAUAGAGAGAAGGAAGAAUACAGAAUGAAACUGCAUGAACAGGAGUUAGAGACCCAACGUCUCACCCAGAAAGUCUGUGGCCUUGAAGACCAGUUGGCAGAGAGCCAAGAAAAUGAGUUAAAGGCAAUUAGAGAAUUGGAACAAUUGAGAAUAGAAACAACACAUGCUGUGGCAGAUGAGAAGAUGGCAUCAGCACAGACUUCUCCAAGACCCGACUUUAGUGAUGGUAUGUCACAAGAUUAUGAGAAUGGUGGGCGUGAGAGUUGGCAUGUAUACAGGUCACAGCUAGAGAGUAUGUGUCAGAGUCUACAUUAUCUCGUCCUGAGAUGUAGAGAACAGCUUAACAAGGCUUCUCAUAGUGGCGGAAGACAAGCAGAAUUGGCAGAUUUCGAUGCUCUCCAGAAAUCAUUACGUGACCUUCUAUCUGAGGUUAAACAGCUACAGGAAAUGGAGGGAGAAUACAUGUCACAUCCAUCUGGUAGUGUCAAUGAGAGGAUCCUCCGGCAGAACGAGGAACUCACCAACUUUGUGGCAAGGAUCAGUGAGGAAAAGACAGAGUUGCGUAACACAUUGGCAAGACUGGAGGAGGAAAUUUGGCGAUACAGACAGAUGGAUUCCAAAUAUCAGGAGAUGCAGAGAAUGUCGAGUGGUACAGAUCAUCAAUUGAUUGCUGAGAGAUCAGAGUGGGCCAAGGAAAAACUCUCUCUACAGAUGGCGCUCAAUACUGCUGAAAGGGAAAUUGAUCUUUUACAAACAGAUUUACGUGUUGAGCGAGAGCGGCGAGUAGCAGCUGGAAUCACAGAGACCAAGGACAAUGACAAAAUCAAAAUUCAAAGACUUUAUGGAAAAUAUUUACGAGCAGAAAGCUUCAGAAAAGCUUUGAUAUAUCAAAAGAAGUACUUGUUACUGUUGCUGGGAGGUUUCCAGGAUACAGAGGAAACUACCCUGGCACUUUUAUCACGCAUGGGGGCUGUAGACUCUCAUAGACAUAGCAGUUACAGACGACAGACUAAACCGUUGACAACCUUUAGAGGGGCUGUCCGGGUGGUGAUUGCAAUACAAAGGAUGAAGUUUUUAGUGAAGAAAUGGAGGAGAGCAACGAGAGUUGGUUCAGAAGUUGUAGGUGGUGCAGUGGAUCAGACCAAUGGGUAUGUACCACAUUCCAAUGGCUAUUCACCGCCACGUCCUCAUACGUCUCCAAGGGUCUCGGCGAUACCAGUGAGAUCCGCUUCAUCCUCCCCAGCACGUUCCAUGUCAUACCGCCAACCAUCACCAACACGUGCCACAGAUCAUGCCAUGUAUCUGAGUCCAAGAUUUGAUGUGGACUCCUACUCUUCAUCAUCAUACACGUCUCCUAGAGUUACGACGACAAGUCACGUUCCGUCUACCCCACCCACCAAAGACUACAGUAGUACAACAAAAUAUACCUCUCCUUCAUCUGGUGCUAGAAGAAAAAUUUUGACAUCAACCAGUAUUCCUGCACCAAGGUCCGGUCGUGUGAGAUUCACGUCGGAUGACAAUAAAAAUGGUGAUCUAGGGGAUAGUGAUGAUUAUAUACAUAGAUUAGAAAGUUUGCAGUCUAGGCUAGGAACAUUGCAAAAUGCUGUAAAAUGGCUUGGGGGAGAGAGAACAUUUUAUGUGAGAGAACUUUGUAUUUAAGGGUAGAAAAUGCAGUUACAGACAAGCAUGGAGAUAGAGCAAUGCGCAUGUGUUCAGAAAACCAAUUCUGUGCCAUCCUGUCACAUGACUUGGUCAUGUGACCAGUGUGCAAGUCAGGGCGACCAAUAAGCAUGAUCAUGUGACUUGUAUGUGAUCAUGUGACCAAUGAAAUAUAGACUGUGAUAUUAAUAGAUUAGGACAAAACUUACUGUUGUGGUGACAUUAAAGUGCACGAAGUGUUGAUGUGGAAUUGAAGACAAGAGAUGGUGAAGGUUGCAUAUAUAAACUGUAUUGUUACUAUAUAUAGAAAUAGUUGCUUAGUUGUGUGCUAUUUUAUAGUUAAUGCAAUUUUACCAGUAUUGUCGAUAUAUUGGGACCAUUUAAAUGUUAUUAUGAAAAAGGAAUAAUUACCACUGCCAAUUUCUGCGAGUGCAAGAAAACCCUACAAACGUUUGAAAGUGUGUUUGUGGGCUUUUGCACUCAGUUUUAAAGUUUGCCAUGAUUGAUUUUUAAAUCUCAUAGAUAAUAAUCUCAAUGUAGGUUGUGUAAUAUACAUGUCUUUUUGUCUCAGAAUUCCGUCCAAAUGUUUCUACAUAUGCAGCUAUGUAUUUUAUACGUUGAUCUAUCUAUGUGAAAUAUAACUUGAUUUGUACAGAAUACAUCAAGGCCUAUAUAUCCAUUGUAGAAGGCCUAUAGAUAGGUAUUUUCUGUUGAAAAAAAGGCCUAGGGCAUGUAUUUUAGAUAUUAAUGAAAUUUGUAUGAUAUGAUUAUUUAGAUUCAAGGAUUUUAUAUGGUAAAUGUUUGGCUGUUAUAUAUGCUUUUUUUAUGGAUUCUGAUGGCCUAACUCUGUUUCCAUACAGAAAACAGUGUAACAAAAUAAGUAAAGAAUAUUCUCUAGUCACACAAACUGUGAUUUGGGGAAAAAUCUUGCAAUAGAUUAAAGUUCUUACUGUAUCAUUAAUCGUUCGAAACAAUAUUUUUUCAAAACUGUAAAUUCAUGUUACAAUGCUUUAUUUGACAAUAUUUGGGGUUUUUAUUUUAGUAUAUAUAUCUGUGUAUAUAGAUUUUAUACAAAAAGAACUAAUUUAUUCAUGUAUAUAGAUUGCACACAUGUAUGUGAAAUCAUAGUGACUCAAUGAAUCUGAUCAUAAAACA